GUUUCACCAUCUGAGUUAAUUUGGCGUCCUUUUGGUUUUAGUUUUAUCUAAGGUUUGGCGCGCCUUUUUUAUACGCAACCACGAUUAUCAUAUAAUAUUUUGUAUAAGCCAGGAUGUCAGACGACGAUUGCGAUAUAUUUAGUGCUGCUCGCAAGCGUGUUCCGGUGCUAGCUUUGCCCAAGGAAUCGUAUAAUCCCAGCAAUGAUUCUUUCUCCAAGGAAGUAGACUAUGAUUUCUUAGAAGACAGUCCCAAGAAACCGAAUAAGACCAGUAAACGGAAGCCCCCAGCAGCACCCCGGGAAAAGCCUCAGAAAAGUAAAAGUGGUCCUUCGCCGCCAAAACAGACUAAGCUAGAGCCUCCUAAAAUAGAUAAAGAUGAGGACGAGGAACGGUCCCUGUCCCCGGUAUCAAAGUUAAUCCUAGAGAUGGAGCUAAAGAAUGCCAAUGAAAAAUUAGCCGAGUUGAACAAAAGUCCUGUGGCCAGACGUACUCGGUCCUCACUCAGCAAGGUAGAAGCACUGCCUGCAACGGCGACGUCUAUUGUAGAGCCUCCCGCCAAAAGCCAGCAGAAACCAAAAACACGGGGAAGAAAGAAAAAGUCAGCACCUGCAAUGGACAAUGUUUCGGAUGUUGUUGUUUCUUCACUUCAAAGCAUUGUGGCCAGCUUAAACCAAAACAACAACAGACGCCAGACGGUGGCAGAAUUUGCAGCCCGUUCAAAGGUGGUGGACAGCAUUGAUCUGGUAUCAGCGGUGGCUCCGCGAGUGGAAGGCUUUGUAAAUCUUGAUUCUGAGGACGAACAAGAAGCUCCUACUCCCGUAGAGGAGGUAAACAUCUUUGAUAACGAUAAUCCCACCAUAGAAGUAGCUCUGUGCUGGCUUGGCGAAAUUCAGACUUACAAACUGCGGCAACACCAAAAGUUCAAGCAUUUGUUCAAGGAAGUAGCAGAACGCAAUGCAGUAGACGAGAAUGAUAUUUCCAUAGAUAUGUACCAUAAUUUUAUAGGACCCGAGGAUACUCCACAUGGCAUUGGUCUUAAACCCUUUCAUACGCUCAGCGGGCAUGCAACAAAAUCCAACAAUCACAACAAAGUGCUGGCUAAUAAAGAUGACCCACAAGCUCUAAGUAAGAAAACCAAAAAGUUUCAAGUGAAAGUCCAAGCGGCUAAAUGGAAGAAUCCAAUGGUUAUGUCAAUGAAGAAAAGGGAUACCUUCAAAAUGUUAUAUAUCCAGUGUGCCGAAGAGAUGAACUGUGAUGCACGCCUCAUUAAGCUUUUUUUUGAUGGCGAACUAUUAGAUCCGGAUGAUACCCCCAAAAACCAGGAUAUGGAGUGCAAUGAACUGAUUGAUUUACAAAUUAAGUCAUAAUUUUAAACACAUAUGUAAUUAUUCCAAAGUGUUAUGAAUUUAUUAAUAUUUUUUGAUCUAUGCUGUGCUAGAUUUAAUGUCAAAAGUGUUUAAAUUACAAAUAUACAUGCUUGUGAAAUGUUGUCAUUGCA
Molecule: messenger RNA, 1498 nt
Organism: Drosophila eugracilis
Lineage: Eukaryota; Metazoa; Arthropoda; Insecta; Diptera; Drosophilidae
Gene: Rad60
Exons: 7
Coding region: 114-1367 (417 amino acids)
Biological process (GO): positive regulation of transcription by RNA polymerase II; cytokine production
Molecular function (GO): protein binding
Source: RefSeq, a predicted model, not a curated record